Messenger RNA from Conger conger (European conger), 1491 nucleotides. RefSeq names its product nuclear receptor ROR-alpha A. Gene Ontology annotation, molecular function: RNA polymerase II cis-regulatory region sequence-specific DNA binding; nuclear receptor activity; zinc ion binding. Bases 88 to 1491 code for a protein of 467 amino acids. Gene Ontology annotation, cellular component: nucleus. NCBI's taxonomy places the organism in Eukaryota, Metazoa, Chordata, Actinopteri, Anguilliformes, Congridae. The record is from RefSeq and is a predicted model, not a curated record. The transcript is spliced from 10 exons. Gene Ontology annotation, biological process: regulation of transcription by RNA polymerase II.
CAGAGCUGUGCUGGCCAGCUGCUGCUGAGACAGCAGUGAAGGCUCUGCGCUGGCGACAGUCCUCUCUUAUGGACCAGGAGCUCAAUAAUGUAUUUUGUGAUUUCAGCUAUGAAAGCUCAAAUCGAAAUUAUUCCUUGCAAGAUCUGUGGAGAUAAAUCAUCAGGAAUCCAUUAUGGUGUGAUAACGUGCGAAGGAUGCAAGGGCUUCUUCAGGAGGAGCCAGCAGAGCAACGCUGCGUACUCCUGUCCCCGGCAGAAGAACUGCCUGAUCGACCGCACCAGCCGUAACCGCUGCCAGCACUGCCGCCUGCAGAAGUGCCUGGCUGUGGGCAUGUCCCGAGACGCGGUGAAGUUCGGCCGCAUGUCUAAGAAGCAGAGGGACAGCCUGUACGCGGAGGUGCAGAAGCACCGUCUGCAGCAGCAGCAGCGCGACCACCAGCAGCAGCCGGGGGAGGCGGAGCCGCUCACGCCCACCUACGGCCUCUCGGCCAACGGGCUGACAGAGCUGCACGAUGACCUCAGCGGCUACAUGGACGGCCACACCCCCGAUGGAGGCAAGGCCGACUCGGCCGUCAGCAGCUUCUACCUGGACAUCCAGCCCUCGCCCGACCAGUCCGGCCUAGACAUCAACGGCAUCAAGCCGGAGCCCAUCUGCGACUUCGCCCCGGGCUCCGGAUUCUUCCCCUACUGCUCCUUCACCAACGGGGACACGUCCCCCACCGUGUCCAUGGCAGAGCUAGAACAUCUGGCCCAGAACAUCUCCAAGUCCCACAUGGAGACGUGUCAGUACCUGAGGGAGGAGCUCCAACAGAUGACCUGGCAGGCCUUCCUGCAGGAGGAAAUGGAGAACUACCAGAACAAGCCCAGGGAAGUGAUGUGGCAGCUGUGUGCCAUCAAAGUCACGGAGGCCAUCCAGUACGUGGUGGAGUUCGCCAAGCGCAUCGACGGCUUCAUGGAGCUGUGCCAGAACGACCAGAUCGUGCUUCUGAAAGCGGGUUCUCUGGAGGUGGUGUUUGUGAGAAUGUGCCGUGCCUUUGACUCUCAGAACAACACAGUCUAUUUCGACGGGAAGUAUGCCGGGCCUGAUGUCUUUAAAUCAUUAGGUUGCGACGACUUGAUCAGCUCCGUCUUUGAAUUCGGGAAGAACCUGUGUUCUAUGCACCUGUCGGAGGACGAGAUCGCCCUGUUCUCGGCGUUCGUGUUGAUGUCUGCGGACCGGUCCUGGCUCCAGGAGAAGGUGAAGGUGGAGAAGCUGCAACAGAAGAUCCAGCUGGCCCUACAGCACGUCCUGCAGAAGAACCACAGAGAGGACGGGAUUCUGACGAAGUUGAUAUGUAAAGUGUCGACACUGCGGGCGCUGUGUAGCAGACACACGGAGAAGCUGACGGCGUUUAAAGCAAUAUACCCGGACAUUGUGCGCGCACACUUCCCCCCCCUCUACAAGGAGCUUUUCGGCUCGGACUUCGAGCAGUCGAUGCCCGUGGAGGGGUAA